Messenger RNA from Hyphopichia burtonii NRRL Y-1933, 1317 nucleotides. RefSeq lists its product as uncharacterized. Bases 1 to 1317 code for a protein of 438 amino acids. The transcript has a single exon. NCBI's taxonomy places the organism in Eukaryota, Fungi, Ascomycota, Pichiomycetes, Serinales, Debaryomycetaceae. Gene Ontology annotation, biological process: RNA (guanine-N7)-methylation. Gene Ontology annotation, cellular component: cytosol; tRNA methyltransferase complex; nucleus. The record is from RefSeq and is a predicted model, not a curated record. Gene Ontology annotation, molecular function: tRNA (guanine(46)-N7)-methyltransferase activity; protein binding.
AUGAAGCACCCAUAUCAAAUCACUGUCACAGAUAAAUCAGGAGAUCACUUAUUUGUAUCUGUCAAAAAUCAUUUAUAUGCUUUCAAUCUCAAAACAGGUGCAGUUGUGGGUUCAUGGGUCGAUACUGUUGAUAUUUCUGUUCCAUUGAAAAAACAACAAGAAGAUAAGAUAAAAGUAUUGGAACAAGAAGCCUUGAAAAAAGACUCCAAUGAAGACGAAGAAAGUGCUAGCAAGAAGCUGAAAAACGCAAAUGGUAUUAAAAUACCUAAGAUUCCAGUGCCGGGUCCUGGAGCACCACCAAUUUACAACUAUGUAAGAUCUUUGACUUUAUCAAAUAAUGGAAGGUACUUAAUUGGUACCACCGAUAGCGAUAAAGCUGCUGUCAUAUUCAAUGUUGAUUUCAGUGAAGAAAACUGCCUAAAACUUAUGAAACGUCAAAUAUUCCCCAAAAGACCAUGUGCUGUUUCCACUAGUGCAGAUGAUUCAACUUUAAUCGUAGCAGAUAAAUUUGGUGACGUUUAUUCCAUUCCAAUCGAUACAAGUGAACCAGUGGAUGAAAAAUCUUUGGUUCCAAUUUUAGGUCAUGUUUCAAUGUUAAGUGAUGUAUUGGUAGCUCAACACAACAACAAACAAUUUAUAUUAACUGGGGAUAGAGACGAACAUAUCAGAAUCACUAAUUAUCCAAGAACAUACGUGGUUAAAAAUUGGCUCUUUGGCCACAGAGAGUUUGUCUCUAAUUUACAUAUACCUUCGUUUGAUCCAAGUAUAUUGAUAAGUGGUGGUGGUGAUGAUUAUCUUGCUAUUUGGAAAUGGCAUGAAAAUAAAUUAUUAUCUAAAGUUCAAUUACGUGAUUUGAUUCAACCAUUCUUGAACGAUUCUCAUUUACCUCCCGAAAGAUUUUUAAAAGAUGAUUCUCCUAAAGAAAUCUCAAUUGUUAAAAUCUUGACUUAUGCUAAUCCAAAAUCAAACGAAAAACUAUUAGUAGUUUUAUGUGAAAACACCAAUUGCAUCUUAACUUUCAAAUUAGAUGAAAAUGAAUUUUCUGCCACCCACAAACAAACUUUUGAAACGAAAUAUCCAUUGAUCGAUAUAACCCUAUAUCAAGAUACAAUUUUAGCAACUCUUGACAUUGAAUCAGAAGAUAAUUUAAUUGAGUUGUAUAAUUUUGACGUUGACUCUGUGUUGAACGAUAGCUCGAAAGAAAACUUGUCUUUGAUAAAUUCCAUUUCUCUUGCAAAUAAUUGUGACGUUGAAUCAAGAAAAGAUUUCUACCCAUUAUAUUACAUUAACUCUUUAAGAAAGAGAAGUGAACAUUAA